Messenger RNA from Styela clava, 3427 nucleotides. The record is from RefSeq and is a predicted model, not a curated record. Lineage: Eukaryota; Metazoa; Chordata; Ascidiacea; Stolidobranchia; Styelidae.
UAUACUACCUCAAACAUGCGGUCUGUUUAUAUGGGAAUCGGUGCAUUCGGUAUUGUAUUAUGUGUAAUAUUCACAUCUUAUAAGUGGUCGACUAUUUCUGAAAUUCACUUAUCACUUCAACAAGAUAGAUUGAGAUAUCGUAACCCAUUUUGUGAAAACAUCUUGUAUAAUUUGAGCAGUGGUCAGUGGGUGAAAAAGAUUGAUAGUUUCAAUAAAAAUGAGGAAGAAUAUGAGAAAUUACUGCAAGAAGUAAGAGAAUUGGAUUAUUUUUUGACUGAAUUUCGUAUUAAACGAGGAAUACAUACACGAUUAUGGAGAGAUGAUAACAAAUGUGGAUUUAACAACGUGCAGACAAAGCCAAAAGGAAAUGCGUGGGCGGCUCCUGCAGGAAGUUGGUGUGAUGCGAAAAGUGAGAGACCUUGUUGCAGUGAUAUGAAUGAUGGUAAUUGUGGAAACAUAUGUGAUUGUCCCAAUUGCGUUGAUACCAGGAAGAUAUAUCACGCUGAAAUAAGUGAAUGGAUUCCAUUUGAUUCUUCAUGUCGACGACGAAACUACACAGCAGCACAAGCUUGUGAAGUUGUCAAUCGGUUCUCUCAAAUAUAUUUUGUUGGUGAUUCUUUUGUGAGAAAAAUGGCAAGAGGUUUUGUUUUGACUUUAAGGUCCGAUCCAACGUAUGGAUUUUUACUGGCGCGGUAUGAUGAAAAUUUGACCAAACUAUGUGUUGGCGCUGACCAGUUAUAUUGGACAGAAUGUAGAAUUGACGGGGGAGAGAUACUCAAAAAUCUCCUAGAUAAAACUCCUUUUUGUGGAAGCCAGACACCACUCGUUACUCUCAAUAGUUGGUACAAUCAUGCAUCUGCAAACGGGUUUUUAAAUUUAGUUAAAAGUUUGACAGGAACAGUUGGUUCAAUUUUGCUGGUUGGUCAGGGUGGACACGACGGAUGCAAAUCUGAAGUGACUAUUACAAAAUUUUUGAGCCCCGUGAUUCAACAUUUGGAUGAUUUCUACAAAGAUUAUAACAACACGACUGUUGAACCCUCGAGAGUAUUUAAAAAGAUUCAUCGAUGGCCACAUAUCAUUUUUAUGUAUCCUGACUCUAACGGAAUAUUAAAACCAAAAGCAUAUCAUGCAGCAAACGGUGAUAUUGUUUGUAAAAAAUUCUCUAGGGAAAUGAAAGUAUAUUGCGAUGCUCAUAAUAUUCCUGUACUUGAUUUUUCCAGUCUUACAUCAGGAGUUCAUAGUUAUGAUGGAGCACAUCACGGUCUAGGAGUAAAUAUUAUGAAAGUCCAGAUUUUACUCAAUUACCUCGAUUAUAUAUCUUAGUCUAGAUAUUUAAGAUGAACAAAAUUUGUCAAUGUUUACUUAUUCAAAUAAGUAUAAGCUACUCAAUAUAUAAUCUAGAAUAAACCCCCUGGACCAAGGGUUCUCAAACUUUUCGUUAUGUAGCCCGUGAAGAGGUUGACUAAUAUUUAUAGAGCCUCACGAUAAAUAAAAAUCACAACAAAAUCGUAUUGUUACUUACCGAUUAAUGUUCCUGAAUACAUUAAAUUUACUUUAUUUAUUGGCUCGGAUGUAUUUGCUGCUUUAUAUUUAGAAUAUUAAAAAAAAAUCCAAGGAAUUUUUCUCAUGUUUCAUUCUGUUUAUUCAUUUUAUUUAUCAGUUUGAAGUUUCAACUAGUCUUUGCUAUUAUUUCACUUUUCAUAUGUUUCGUAUUUUCAUUCAUCUGCUUUCUGUAGCCUAUAUGGAGUUCAAGAUGCUUGUGAAUCACUUUUAGAAAUUUAAUUUCAUGCAUUGGUUUUGUACUGAGACACAGAAUCAAUCUAUAGAUGAAUUUAGCAAUUUUUGUGGGCUUCUAAAUUUGUUGUUCUCUUAAUUUUCAACCCUCGUUAGUCCAAUCAUUUCCCAAUUUGUAGUGAUUGAAAAUUAAAAUAUUAGUCAAAAGCCUAUUUUUAUAUUUGUUUUUCGAAUUUUUUUUUUUUAAUUAAUCUAUUUUUGAUGAAUAAUCUAGAUUCUAGGACCACAUCGAUUUUUUAUAACUAAUUUUACACUGUCGUGCUAAACCAAUGUCUUUCGUUUAUAUGAUAUUUUAAUACAAACCACAAGCAACUUAUUUUAAGUAGCAAUUCCACAUAGUAUCAUCGAAACGAAGUUUAUGGCCACAAAGCGUAAGAAAAUGAAAUACUGGAAAUACGCAGGUCAGUAAAACGGCAUAGUCAUCGAGCUUUGGACCAUUGGCUUCAAUAUUGUGAUAAAUCUUUCCUUGACUAACUUCGCUAGGUCAGUCCCUAUGGCCGAAUUGACGCCUGUUACGCGGGAGAUCGUGGUUCGUUUCCUGGCAGAGGGGGUAUAAUAUUUCUUUUUCAGGCUCCAUAAUCAGCAUAACAGACAUUAAAAAAAAAUGAUAAAACAAACAAUAGCGCAAGGCCUUCAUCUUGAAGGUGGGUUAUCAUGGAAAGAUUUUUGUGGCUAAUUUGAUCCCCCAUAAUUUUUUAUUUGUUUUAUAAUUAUUUAUAUAUAUAUAUAUAAAUUGUUUAAUUUGUUAUAAUCUUUGGCAUUUACCGUUUACAUAAAGUGGACUUCGUUUGCGAGACACGACCUUGCAAAAAUCAACCGAUAAUUAGUAGGGUCCGCCGAUGACGAGUUACUGAGAACUCGUCGGCGUAAUUUUGCAUUGAGUUAAAGGCAAUUACAGUAUUGCGUUCUCUGUUCUUAAUGGACACGCAGUGUGUAUAUGUUUUUUUUGUAUUUCACGUCAUCUUAUCGUUAUGAAAACAUCGUUUUUCUCAUUAACUACUAUACCGGUAGCUUGCUGUGACAGAUUGCAUACCCAUAAUACUUUGGGCUUCGUGUCCAUAUAUUUUAACAACGCUCUCUUGUUUUGAAACUAUGUUAAUUCUUCUGAGCCUUGCAUUUGAAAAACGCUGCAGUGGUUUAAAUAAAUACCAAACUGUUCAUCUCUUAUUUUAUUUUUAUCAUUAAUCAAUUACUUUCCGAUGCUAAUAUUUUCAAACUCAUAAUAUUCUGAUACAUUUAUAUUUUCUGCUAUAUUUGUACUAUUAGUUAUCAAGAUAGAAUUCCACAAAAAACAUAUGUUACUCACCCACAAUAACUGCAAUUCAAUAAUUGAAAUUCUCGAUAUUUCAGUUUUAUUUACAAGCCUUGGGUGUCGUUGCUUGUUAACUGCCUUUGGUUUAUUGCGGCUUCCAUUUCACAGUAAAACUUUGUGAUUGUCAAUUUUUCUCAAAAUUUGUAUAUGAUUGAUUUUUUAUUUGUGAGAAAAGAAACUUGACCUGACUUACUUCUUCGCACCAAAGCCAUCAUGUUUGCUGAAGUUAGAAAUGCACUUUCACCAAGUCAAAGUAUGAAAUAUCUAAUAUUCGGCCCAAUGAGAUGUGUGUGUAUUGUAAAUACAUAGUUGUACUGAAUA